CUUCAGUCUCAUUUUCCACUUCGAUCAGAACGUACACCAAAAAUAAAAUCGCCUCACUACUCUAGCUUCCGGAUUUUCACUAUUCUUUUGCUUUCUUUAUGUGAUCAUCAAUACACAAAUAUUUUCAAUUCAGUUUCUGCCGCAGUUUGCAAGUUCACUUAACGAUAUACGAGUAUAUACAAAAAUAGGGAUACGAUGUCCACACUGCGACGAUCACAUGGCGGUGGUCGUGAUUUUCUGCAAGAGAACAAGCUGAAUGUGACCAGGAUGGAGACCAAUGGCCGGUGCCUGGCUGCGGCCAAUGCCCGUCGUGUGCCCCUGUGGCGUCCAGUGGUCCUCCACUACUCGGAGAAGGUGCGUCCCCAUGUCCAUAGCAGCCACCCGCGUCGUUCACGUCCGUUGCACGGUGCCCACGAGUCUCCACGUCUGCGAAGCGGUCUUGCCCAGCCAUAUGGAUUCCACAACGAGGUGCGCCGCCGGCUGCCACCGAAUCCCUGUGGUUGCGAUGUGUCCACACGUAAGACGGCGGAGCGUAAGGAGCAGGAGCGCCUGCAGGGCGGCUGGGAGGAUCAGCAGGUGAAGCCGCCAAGGAAAUGCUGCACCGGUUGCAACUGCCUUCACGGCUACCCAAAUACCAAUCCAACUGAUCAGGGUCACCAGGCGGAGGCGGUGUCACAGCAUCUGGGUCACCAGUCGGAAAUGGAUGGCCCAAUGCCAGCCAAACAGGGCGAAGGUGAUCAGGCCGAUCGCGUUUCGAUAUGCUCUCGCAUGUCCCGAGUAUCCCGGGCGUCUCGUCGCUCCCAGGCAAAGUCCACCCAGGGCGAGGGAACCAACGAUGCCGAGGCACCAUUGAGUGCGCGCAGCGGUGCCUCCGCCAAGACGCUCAAGUCCAAGCGCUCCGUUUCCCAGGAGAGCGUACGCUCGAGUGCCACCAUCAAGUCGAACAUCACGGUGGCCUCCAGGAGCACCACGGCCUCGAAGCGAUCUCACGUCAGUCGCAAGUCGCAGCUAAUGGAGGUGAUGCCGCCACCAACCCAUUUGGAGGAUCAGAGGCCCAAGGAGAAGGAGAGGGAGAAGCAGAGGGAGAGGGAGAAGGUGCCCACCGCCAUCGAAGGCUACACCCCGUUGACCGCCAGCGAGCGACAGGCGGCUCUGCAGGAUGCGCACAUCAAGUACAGCAAGCUGGUGGAGGAGUACAAUCACAUGCCCGUUUCGGAGCCAACUCUGCGCGUGCGCAAUCGGAAGAUCGCCAUCGAACGGCAGCUGGACGAGCUGGACUAUGCCAUCAAUAUGUUUGACCAGCCCCACAUGGACAUGUAUUACAAGAAGUGAUGGAUCACAGUGCACGUUACGCGUUUCACAGAUUGUUUGCCCAUUUCCAAAUUUAGUUGUUUGUGCCACAACACUGAAAGCAAGUGAUUCAGAUCGAUUGGAUAAUUCGGAAUGGAAUUGCUACUAAAUGAAGCAUUAAAAUUGAACAUGACUAUGGUCAAUUGCAGCAGAAACCAAGUUCUUCAAGAAGUUAAAAAUAUCAAAUACUAACAAAAAAAUCGUUUUGCCUCGCAAAAACUAGGAAAUGAAACUAUUAAAUGAAAUGAAACUAUGAAAUAAAAUGAAACUAUAAUAUGAAAUUAAGGAAAUAAAGCAGUUUAAAGAAGCAGAAAGUAAAGCCAAGGUAAAUGGAAUGGGAUAGUUUGAAAAUCAAAUACAAAAUAAACUUUAGAGCAAUUAA
Molecule: messenger RNA, 1732 nt
Organism: Drosophila teissieri
Lineage: Eukaryota; Metazoa; Arthropoda; Insecta; Diptera; Drosophilidae
Exons: 1
Coding region: 196-1332 (378 amino acids)
Cellular component (GO): cytoplasmic microtubule
Source: RefSeq, a predicted model, not a curated record